AUGGGAAAGAGUAAGAAGAAAAAUGACCAAGAACUCAAAGUUGUAUCAGUACAAUUCAAAGUCUCGAUGCACUGUAAUGCAUGCGAAAGAACCGUCGUCAAAACCCUCCGCAAACUCAAAGGGGUGGAGAAAUUUACGACAGAAAUGAAGAAACACAAAGUUGUGGUGACUGGGAAAAUCGACCCACAAAAGGUGUUGAAGAAACUGAGGAAAAAGACGGGCAAGAAAGUGGAGAUUGUGGUUGACAAGGAAGAAAAACCAAAAGAUGCGUCCGGUGAGGGAAAUCUGACAAAACCAAAUGUUUAUCCGCCAUUUUUUGAUUGCUGUAAAGAGAGUGAAAUUCUUUUCAUGUUCAGUGAUGAGAACCCAAAUGCUUGUUGCAUAAUGUAGUAGGGACGAGGGAGUAACAAAGUUUGUGUUUAAACAGAUGCUGAUUGCGUCCGCCUUUCACGUAAAUGGUUACGGGUUUCAC
Malus domestica (apple) is the source of this 472-nucleotide messenger RNA. RefSeq names its product heavy metal-associated isoprenylated plant protein 19. The record is from RefSeq and is a predicted model, not a curated record. Gene Ontology annotation, molecular function: metal ion binding. Lineage: Eukaryota; Viridiplantae; Streptophyta; Magnoliopsida; Rosales; Rosaceae.